GAGUGCUGCUAUCAAUACUGGAGAGAAUCAGAUACAAUUAGCUUUGGAGAAUAUUUUGUGAAAUGUUUAUUAAGCAAAGACUGCAAUGGAUAUAUUGAGAGAAAGUUGCACAUCAGAUCAGACAAAAAUGAUAGUUCUUCAUGGGAUGUGGUGCAGUUUCAAGUGACUAACUGGCCUACAGAUGGUGUCAUUAGGGAACCACGUACUGUCCUACAAGUUAUUGAUGAUGUUAUACACAGACAACAAAAGAUUGGAGGAGGACCAGUAGUGGUACAUUGUAGUGAUACAGUGAGUCGUUCAGGAGUCUAUUGUUCAGUGAGUAUUGCUCUAGAACAGUGUAAGGCAGAAGGUGUAGUGGAUGUAUUUCAAGUAACUAAAUCUGUCAGGAGAAGCAAACCAGGAGCUGUCACUACACUGGAUCAAUAUGGUAGGACUCCACUUCAUAUUGCUUUGUGGCAUGCUUUAUCAUCAGUUGUUGAGUAUAUUGUUAGUAUUCAAGGUAAUGAAGCAUUAUUAGUUACUAUCACACGUGAUCCUAAUAUCACUGGUAAUGAUGGUAUGACAUGUCUUCAUAUUUCAUGUCAUAAUGGUCAUAUUGAUGUCACUCAAUAUCUGAUUGAGGUACAGCAUUGUGAUAUUAAUAAAACAGAUAAAGUGGGACACACUUCAGUACCUACUGCAGUUGAUAAGAAUGGCCACACUGUUUUACAUUAUGCCUCUCUGUCUCUUAACUUAUCACUUGCUAUGGAAUUAAUAACUACUUAUCAGUUAGACCCUCAUCAAGCUGACAGUAAUGGUAAGCUACCAAUUCAUUAUGCUGCUGAAUCUGGUGAUAUUUUACUACUGGAAUCAUACAAAAAGGACUAUGAUAAGUGUAGUUUGAUCCUAACAGAUAAAAAUCGUUGGAAUAUAUUUUAUUAUGUAUCAUUUGAAGGUCAUACUCAUUUUAUUAAGCAUAUCAUCAGUCAGUAUCCUGAAUACAUUGGUUUACUACAAUCUAUUAAUACAAAGGGACAAGUACCAUUGCAUUAUGCUUGUAACUUAAGAGUGGUAAUAUUCAAUUGGUGA
Amphimedon queenslandica is the source of this 1068-nucleotide messenger RNA. Its product is annotated as transient receptor potential cation channel subfamily A member 1-like. The transcript has 5 exons. The record is from RefSeq and is a predicted model, not a curated record. Gene Ontology annotation, molecular function: protein binding; protein tyrosine phosphatase activity. Lineage: Eukaryota; Metazoa; Porifera; Demospongiae; Haplosclerida; Niphatidae. Gene Ontology annotation, biological process: protein dephosphorylation. The annotation marks the transcript as partial.